UUCAUUACAAAUGAAAGAAAUAUAUAUUUUCCUUUGUAUUUCAGGUUUGAGCCAAUUGAUAGCUAUUGGAUAGAUUGUUGUCACCAUGCCUGAUGUUGAGGUGUUUUCACAAGUGACUGCUUUCCUGUCAGAUUCUAUUGUUGAACUGAUUCCUGGUGACAAAGAAGAUUUCCUUAGCAACCAGUUGGGGUCAUUGAGUGUACUUGUGCAUCAGCAGCCAGAUAAAAACUUACUCUGUCUCACCGGAAAGCUUGAAGCUAUUUAUAGCUCAAAGCAAGUGUUAGAAAACAAGCUUCUGUUCAAGCAUUUUUAUGAUCAGACAGAAAGUCCUAAAGAUAGUUUCCCUAGUAACAGAAGUGUAUCUUCAGAUAUACAAGUAGAUGUAAAAGAAGAAAAUGUUGAAGGUAUUUCAGCACAGUCAGGAGAACCUGAUGAUGGAUGCCAUAGCAACAGAAGAGUAUCUACAGAUUUAGAUGUAAAAGAAGAAGUAUUGGUAACACAGUUGAAAGACAUUCAUAAAAACAUUAAAGAUGACCUGAUAAAAAAGGUCCAAAAACCCUCAGAUAUCAGUAAUAAAGUCUCUAAAAAAGAUGUCAAAGUGUUCAUUACAAAAAGUGGAAGGGAGAUAAAAAUACCAGCAAAUCUUUCCAACUAUAAAAGUACAUUGCUUGAUCAGGAUGAUAAUAUAGACAAUGCAGAAAAUGACUUUUAUUCUGGCAGUGUGCCAAAACGAAGAUCCAAAAGAAAAGUAGGAAGACCAAGAAAAAUUGUUAAAGAAACAAAGCUGCCAAGAGCAGACGAGAAUGAUGUAGAUAAAGUGGAUGAUGUAAAAGAUGAAAUUAAAGAAGAAACGGAGACCACUGUUGGCAAUGUGUAUUUAAAUAAGGGGGAGAGAACCCAGAUUAGGAAGAAAUAUAUAUAUGAAGAGGCAUUGCUCGGAACGAAAGGAAUUAAAAAGUAUUAUGAAGAUCGACUACCGUUUAAGUAUUUCUGUCAGGUUUGUUCGUUUAAAAGUAAGCGUGAAAGUCAUUAUGUAAAACAUACUGAGCUUCAUGAAAAGAAUCCCAACAUGAAACUGUAUAAGUGUGAUAAAUGUGAUUUUUCCGCAAUCCGGAUCAGUGUUCUUCAGCGUCACUCGCUUUCACAUAUCUCCGACGAUGGUAAGAUUUUAAAAUGUUCCGAAUGUCAAUACACAACAAACAAUGCAACAUUGUUAAGACUGCAUAAAAAGCGACAUAUUUCAAAUAGACCGACACAUUCAUGUAAUUUGUGCAGUUUUUCAACAAUUUAUAAGAAAAAGUUGCGAAAACAUCUUGAAAGUCAUGAGGGCUCAGAGGAAAAUGCAAAUAUUGCGGCUAAAACAUUUCAGUGUAACAGAUGUGUAUAUAAGACAACAAACAAAUUGAAUUUACAGCGCCACCAACAAGCAGUACACUUGAAUCAAAGACCACAUCUAUGUGAUAUCUGCGGAAUGGCAUUUAAAAGAUGCCUUAAAAGGUUCACAAAAAUCCAAAAGAAGGCCCAUGUAAAGGAGCACAUGUCAGUGCAUACAACCGAACGCUCAUUUCAGUGUCAUAUCUGCGGCCAGAUGUUUAAAACACGUCAAGUUCAACAGCGCCACCUACAAGGCGUUCACCUGAAGUCCAACUGGCAUGAAUGCUCUCGUUGUAAACGAAGCUUUAGUUCCAAGUAUACGUUAAAACAUCAUCUCCGUCAACAUGACGAUGAAAACAAUGUCAAUUUACAAGGAAACGUUGAAGCGAAAAGAAUCUAUGACCAUGUGUCACAUUCCACCGUGGUUGGUCAGCAAGAAGAUUAUGUUGAAGGUCAAGGUCAGGAGGUCCUUGACGAAAAUGCCACAGCUAUACGAACAAUUACAAUAGCCCCGGAAAACCUUGGAGAGUUUACGCAGCAGCUCCAGUCUGUGUCCAGUCAGUUACAGUCGAGUCAGGAUAUCGGAGAAGUGUACAUUCAAGGUAAUGAAAAUAAUGCAAGUUCUUUAAAUUGUAAUUGACUUCUCCUUAUGCAC
Messenger RNA from Ruditapes philippinarum (Manila clam), 2029 nucleotides. Its product is annotated as zinc finger protein 25-like. Gene Ontology annotation, molecular function: DNA-binding transcription factor activity; RNA polymerase II cis-regulatory region sequence-specific DNA binding. The record is from RefSeq and is a predicted model, not a curated record. The coding region runs from base 86 to 2014 and encodes 642 amino acids. The transcript has 4 exons. Lineage: Eukaryota; Metazoa; Mollusca; Bivalvia; Venerida; Veneridae. Gene Ontology annotation, biological process: regulation of transcription by RNA polymerase II.